Molecule: messenger RNA, 1802 nt
Organism: Bombyx mori (domestic silkworm)
Lineage: Eukaryota; Metazoa; Arthropoda; Insecta; Lepidoptera; Bombycidae
Exons: 9
Coding region: 373-1686 (437 amino acids)
Molecular function (GO): protein binding
Source: RefSeq, a predicted model, not a curated record
CGAGCCGCGUCACACGUGAAACCCUUCGCUUGAGAACCAUGCAUGAUACUGUUAAUUUCCUCGUCGGGUUUGCAAUCUGUUCGGGUUCGAUUCUCGACUCAGUAUCUUUGUUAGUUAUUUCAUAUUCGAAGUCUGGAUAAUUAUUUCUUGUCCGUAUAUUAACUGUAAAAAUAAGUGACGAAUGCGUCUUUCGAGAUACAUACUUUUCAUUCGUAAUAAUUAAAACAUUAACUUUUUUGAUAGACUUGCCUUGUUUUGAAAUAAAAAAAGGAAAGUUGACAGCAAUGACAGUCGUUAAAUUAAAAUCAAAAUAAAUUGAACCGGUAAUGUAAAAUGAACGCCAUAAACCUAAGAAAUAUAUAGAUUGGUAAAAUGAACGAGCUUCUCCAAAAACAUGGUUGUUCCAAUGUGUUUGCGCUUCCCGAAGGACUCAAAGAACUCAUGUCUGAUAUCACGAGAGAGGUGCUCCGGACUCAACCUCCGAAUAUAUGCGAUUUUAUAGCAAAAUAUUUAUCGGUAUUGCUGAUUACCAGAGAACAUGGUAUCCUAGCAGUAAAGAUACUAGAAGACUUAUGCGACUGUAGGCCCUCAGUAUCGGAGCAUCUCCUCCAAUUGGGUAUAGAUAAAAGUGACGCAGAAGUACUGGCCCAAGUUAUCAAAGCCGAGGUGGAAGGUUUCGAGCCUAUGGAGGGAAAAGAAACAUUAAAAGAAACUGAAAUCAUUAAAAAAAUUCUGAAACGGAUGCCUUUAGAUGAGGAAAUGACAGCUAAAGUUUGUCAAGUGGCCAGAAACGCUUACAGAGACUACUGGUACAAGAAAACUUUGAUGGAGAAGGAGCUAAAACCGCAUCCAGAAGAGCCCUGGGAGCUCGCGGCCCAACACACGAUAGAACUGUACAGUAAAACGAAGCCAUCUUUUGAGGAGCUAACGAGAGCAACUCAGAAAAUACAGGCAGCAUAUAAAGGAUAUCACGUACGCAGAAAUUUGCUCCAUCAUCUCAAGCCGAAGAAGAAGACUGAAUCAAAAGUAGAUUUACCUGGACCCCCUCUAGAUAUUGACGGCUCUAGAGAUAUCGAUUUAGGACCCAUCAUUAAUCUCAAAGUUCGUGACGACAAUGUCAAGGCAAUGUUUGAAACAGAAAAUGAAAAUUUAAUCGUAAAUUGUGAUUCUAUAAAAGCAAUAACUCACGUCGAAGAUGAUGGACUAUUUCCGGGAAUUCCUUCCCAAGCGAUCCGACCGAGGAAGGUCUUUGCUCUACAGGAAAAUUUGAUUGAAGACCCAGCGAAAUCGGAUGUAAAAGUCACGGAAACAGAAUCUACAGAUUUACAGCAUGCAGUAGACAAUGCCCAGCGCAGCGUCUCUCUGCCAACCACUAACGCGGUGCAUCAUGAUUUGCCAAUGCGUAAAAUCUCCUUUGCAGAGGUUCCAUCAGAAGUGGAUCCUGCCGAACCAAAAGGCGAACUUGAAGGUUUAAAUAUACCGGAAGAAAUUAUUGAAGAGGAUUCAGCAAAUAGAACUGACACUGAAGAAAAUAUUCAUGAAAUACCCGAAGAAGUUCCAGAUGAUCGCACGGAAGGUGAUGGCGACAGCGCUCCGACUGUUUCUAUUCUAUCAUCGGCACCAGAGACGCCCAACGUCACUGAUGCAGAAGACGUUGAUGAGUUUACUUCUGAAGAAGAGGGAUAAUGGAACCCCCGACAUAUUUAACUGCUUUUUUUUUCAAUUCUAGCUUAAUUAUGUUGAUUUAAAAUGAUGAUGAUUUAAAAAAAGGAUAAAAUAUGUUAAUGAAAAGUCGAACAAAA